UGAUUGUUUUAUUGUCUUCGGUAAGCCGGCGAACUCUUUUCAAUUGACGCAGCAGUCGCACGACAGUCCACCUGCCGGUGCCUGUACACAAAUCAAGGGCACACGCCGUCACAUCAAGCUAGUGACCACAUCGGCUUGGAAAGCUCCGCCGGCUGGGAGACUGCUGGCUCAUCCAUCGUUAGCUUUUGUCAUAGUCAGACUCUAUCCAGCGAUAAUUUGCACGUUUCAUUACAUUCUGUUGUGAUUCGUUGGUCUUCUUUUUUCCCUCCCGGUGACCAUGGCUGAUCCCAAAUACGCAAAUUUGCCAGGAAUUGCGUUUAACGAGCCGGACGUGUAUGAAACCGGUGACCUUCCUGAGGAUGACCAGGCUCAGUUUGAGUCGGAGCUGGAGGAGCUUUGCAGUGACAGCGUGGAGAGGAUUGUGGUCAACCCCAAUGCUGCUUAUGACAAGUUCAAAGACAAGCAUGUCAGCACCAAGGGACUUGACUUUUCAGACAGAAUCAGUAAAAGCAGAAGAGUUGGCUAUGAGUCAGGAGAAUUUGAGAUUCUUGGAGAGGGCUGUGGAGUGAAGGAGACGCCUCAGCAGAAGUAUCAGCGCCUAGUGAAUGAGAUCCAGGAACUCACGCAGGAGGUGGACACCAUCCAGGCUGCCACAAAGGAAAGUAAUGCAGAGGAGCGCCUCACUCCAGUGGUGCUGGCCCAGCAGGCAGCCCAGCUCAAACAGCAGCUGGUUUCAGCCCAUCUCGACUCACUGCUUGGACCACAGGCACACAUCAACCUGGCUGACCCAGAUGGCGCACUGGCCAGGCGUCUGCUCACCCAGCUGGAAGCCGCUAAGGGCAGCCGUAGCAGCUCUGCAGGAGACUGCAAGCCGACAGCAUUAACUAAGGGCCCAGAUGGAGUGGUACUCUACGAGUUACACAGCAGACCAGAGCAGGAGAAAUUUAAUGAGUCUGCCAAGAUGGCGGAAGUGGAGAAGCGUCUAGCUGAGCUGGAGAUGGCUGUUGGCUCAGGAUCAGACAAGCAGGGACCUCUGAGUGCUGGUGCUCAAGGAACCAGUUUGAUGGACACCAUAGAGCUCCUGCAGGCAAGGGUCAGUGCUCUGGACUCUGCUACUCUGGAUCAAGUGGAGGCAAGACUGCAGAGUGUCCUCGGGAAGAUGAAUGAGAUUGCUAAACACAAGGCAGCGAUUGAAGACGCUGAAACACAAAACAAGGUGUCAAAGUUGUAUGAUGUGGUGCAGAAGUGGGAUGCCAUGUCCACUUCCAUACCUCAGGUGGUGCAGAGGCUCGUUGCUGUGAAGGAGCUCCAUGAGCAAGCCAUGCAGUUUGGCCAGCUGCUGACACACCUGGAUACCACUCAGCAGAUGAUCAACAACUCCCUGAAGGACAAUAAUACCCUGCUAACACAGGUUCAGCAAACGAUGAAGGAAAAUCUUGUGGCUAUAGAGGAGAACUUUGCUGCACUAGACCAGAGGAUGAAGAAGCUUUCAAAAUAAACGGUGGCAGAGUUUUAGAGACCGGGUUGUUUUUAUAAUUAUUAGAUUAGAAAAUUCUACCAUUCCUUUUGGACCUUCAUGCGAUUUUUGGUAAAAUGAAAUGGAUGAAAAGAAAAACGGUGUAAAGCGGUGUAGAAAUAAAGAUCUAUUGUCCUAAGUUGUUGUAGCUGAAGCACGUAUGUGCGAGCAUCAGGGCCGUGUCACCGAAGGACAGCUUGUAAAUAUGCCUGUGUACUUUAUUGUUUCUUCACGCUCAGUCGCUUGUAACUAUAUUAUUAUGACUGAGACAGCAGACACCACAGACAAACUUUUAAUCUGCUUUGUCAUUGCCUACAAGUUCACUGUAUUGUUCAUCUGUGGUCAUGGAAACUGAUCAAUAAAACAAAGUGCUGUAAGGCC
Maylandia zebra (zebra mbuna) is the source of this 1897-nucleotide messenger RNA. The record is from RefSeq and is a predicted model, not a curated record. Lineage: Eukaryota; Metazoa; Chordata; Actinopteri; Cichliformes; Cichlidae.